Asterias rubens (European starfish) is the source of this 5786-nucleotide messenger RNA. RefSeq names its product ATP-binding cassette sub-family C member 9-like. Bases 1 to 4707 code for a protein of 1568 amino acids. NCBI's taxonomy places the organism in Eukaryota, Metazoa, Echinodermata, Asteroidea, Forcipulatida, Asteriidae. Gene Ontology annotation, molecular function: ATP binding; sulfonylurea receptor activity; ABC-type transporter activity. Gene Ontology annotation, biological process: potassium ion transport; transmembrane transport. The transcript has 32 exons. Gene Ontology annotation, cellular component: membrane. The record is from RefSeq and is a predicted model, not a curated record.
AUGGAUCCUGAAUGGGAGUGGUUCUGUGGGAUAAAUUCCUCAUAUACUAACGAGUCUUUAGACUGGUACCACAAUGUACGAAACAACACGUGUUUAGUGAACGGAGUAGGGAGCAUAUCUCAUGGUAUAUUCAUCAUCCUCUUCUCACUUAUUCUCCUGGUGGUUGGAUGCUGCACAAAGUAUCGUCAAGUCAACACUAAACAUCUACUUGUGUAUCCUGGCCAUAGCAUAAGAUGGCUCAUAUCAGCAUUACUCCUGGUGAUCAUUCUUGCAUCCAUUGGUGAGGGCGUCAUGACUGAUGAGACAUACCAAGUCUUGAAUCAACCCACUCAGCCUCAUCUCUACGUUCACAGUGUCUUGAGCUUCAUAGCAGUCUUGGUGUCCCUCAUCUAUUAUCAUCACAUGGAACUAUGGCAGAUACCGAUCCUGUCUCUGUUUAUGUUUCUGUUCUGGAUAUGUUCACUAGCCUCUGACGUCAUCCGUAUACUGAGCUUAGAAUUUCAAGAGCAGUCUGAUGUACAUAUUCUUAUUUUUGAUAUAACCAUCAUAAAGAUUGCUAUGUAUGUCGUCUUGAUUCUUGUGGAAGCCAACGUCAUUAGAAAGAAGUUCUUCUGCCACAAGAAAGCUGAGUUCCCGAGUGAUUUGAAGAAACCUGAGGUGCUUUACAUGCAGUCUUAUGUCAGUCUAUUCUCCAGCUUGACGUAUUGGUGGGCAAACUGGCUCCUCAACCUCGGAUAUAAGAAACAUCUUGAGCUUAGUGACCUCGGUGUACCAUCCAAACAACAUGAAGCCAAGUUCAACCAUGAGAGAUUUAGAAAUGCAUUCCGGGAAGAAACGGAUAAAGCAAAGAUAAAGGGAAAAGAAGCGUCACUUCUCAAGGUUUAUGUCAAGAUUUAUGGCAGACGGCUGUUUGGUGCAGCGAUUCUCAAACUCAUUGGUGAAAUGGUUGCUUUUAUCGGGCCUCUAGCGGUUGGCGCUCUGACUGCCUAUGUUAUGACUCUCAGUUCACCAACCAUCAAAUCAGACGCACACCUUAUCACAGUGGAAGAGUUCUUUCAGAAUGGAUUUGUUUUAGUUAUCGUCAUGUUUCUAUCUGCUGUGGUGAACUUACUCUGUCUUCAAACUCACUACUUCAUUGGUAUUAUUGAAGGACUCAAUGUUAGGGCAGCCAUACAGGCCAUGGUUUAUGAGAAAUCACUUCGUCUCUCUACUGUUGCCACUACGGGUGGUAAGAUGGACAUGGGACAGAUCACAAAUCAUAUGUCAGUCGAUCCUACAGCACUAUUCUUCAUGUUUCAAAUGGUCAACAACUUAUGGGCCAUUCCAGUACAGCUUAUUGUAAACCUGGUGCUUCUUUACGCCCAGCUGGGCUACGCCGCACUGAUUGGUGCAAGUGUGUUUGUGGUUAUUAGUCCUAUCCAAUUCAAAGUGGCUGCUUUAAUUGGAAAGCAACAGAAGAAACUACUGAAACUAUCUGACGAACGGCUGAAGAAAACGAAUGAAUUACUUCAAGGUAUCAAGCUACUGAAGUUAUACGCGUGGGAAGGACUGUACUGUAAAGCCAUUGAGAUCAUCAGAGCUAAAGAACUAAUACAAAUCCUGAAGGUUCAUGCUGGAUUUGUAACUACAGUUUCGUUUACGAUUCUAACGCCUACUUUGGCAACAGUUCUGGGAUUCGGAACCUACACCGCCCUCACCGGUCUACCUUUGACCCCCGAUAUAACCUUUUCAUCGCUAGCAUUGUUCAAUAGACUAUCUAUGCCGUUAAUGAUGCUGCCUAUGAGUUUACUCUAUUUCAUUAACGGUAUCGUCAGCACUAAAAGAAUUCAGAAGUUUUUAGCAGCCCCGGAGGUUGAAGACGACUCUGUGACUGAUCACACAAAUGGCGUCACCUCUGAGACAGAACGGACACGCCCCCAGAGUCCAGAAAGCUUCACAAUUGCAACCAGUGAAAGCGAAUGCGAGGAAGAGGUUUUGUUUACAGAGAAAUCAGGUUUACUUGGAAAUACGAAUCUUAAAUAUGGAUCAAGAGCUUCUAGACAUCUGACACAAAAUGGUUCAACUAAACCAUUGAAGCAUGGAGUAGCAGUUCAGAUAUCCAACGGCAAUUUCCUAUGGGAUCCAGAGUCAGAGAACGUUGUGCUUUCAGAUAUCAACGUGGAGAUACCAGAAGGGAAACUGACGAUUAUUACGGGUCAGGUUGGGACUGGUAAAUCGUCUUUAGUGUCCGCCAUUUUGGGUGAAAUGACUACUGUGUCUGGAUCGGUUCAAAUAAGAAAGAGAAAUAGCAUAGCCUUUGCUGCUCAGAAACCUUGGCUACUCAACACAACUCUCAUGGAAAACGUACUCUUCUCAGCACCAUUGGAUUCCAAAAGGUAUAAACGAGUGAUAGAUGCUUGUGCCUUGCGACCAGACAUUGAUAUCUUACCAGCCGGAGACCAGACUGAGAUUGGUGAGAAAGGAAUCAACCUAAGUGGUGGACAGAAGCAGCGAAUCAGCGUGGCUAGAACCAUGUACUCGGAUCGAGAUGUCAUUUUACUGGACGACCCCCUAUCUGCUCUAGAUGUUCAUGUUGGUCGCCAUCUUUUUGAGAAGGGUAUCAUCAAAUGGCUAGUCAACCAUCGACACACUGUCAUCUUGGUCACUCAUCAACUACAGUAUCUUAACAGAGCAGACUUGAUAAUAGAAAUGAAAGAUGGUCGGAUAGCUGCCCAAGGUACAUUAGAUGACGUCAUUGCUGCUGAUCCUGAUAUGUAUAGUGAGUACAACAAGGCUAUAGAACUAGCCAGCGAGUCGGAAGCCGAGUUGGAACAGUCUGGUUACGAAUCAGAGUCAGUGAAGGAGGAGAGAGCACAACUCCAACAGCAAGUCAAGACUGCCAUCCUGACAAAACAAAUAUCCAAAGAGCCAGGGAGGAACGGAGGAACGUCUGGAGCACUGAUGGAGAAAGAAGAGAUGGAACGAGGCUCUGUUUCUUACACUGUGUACAUGUAUUACGCAGUCAAUGCUGGAUGGUUCCUUCUAUUGCUUAGCUUCAUCAUGUCUAUUAUUAACACUGGAUUAUCAAUUGGGAACAACUUCUGGCUGUCUGCUUGGUCUGAGGCGGGACUGGGCUUAAAUGAGACGGAGCAGUACAACAAGGUGUUCAAUGAUUACUUCGGUGGUUAUGUUGGUUUAUCCGCUGGCUAUUUGGUAUUCAGAGUACUCACAUCAUUGACUCUUGUUGGAGUCAUUUUAAGAGCAGCCAAGAGACUACAUCAGAAUGUACUCCGUAACAUCAUCAAGGUACCAUUGAGGUUUUUCGAUACUACGCCUAUUGGUCGAGUUCUUAAUCGAUUCUCGAAUGACACCCAGUUAAUCGACGCGCGUUUGACUCCAACAAUCAACAUGCUACUAAACAGUUUAUUGAAGAUCGUCUCAGCAGUGGUUGUCAACACUAUCAUAGUACCACUAUUCAUUGUGUUCUUUAUUCCUAUUGCCAUUGGCUACUACGUCUUACAGAGGUACUUCUUGGCAACAUCAAGGGAGUUACAGCGAUUAGACAGUGUCAGCAAAUCUCCAGUCUUUGCUUACUUCUCGGAAAGUAUUGGAGGACUCACGACAAUUCGAGCAUUUCGGUCGGGUAGUCGUUUCUACAAGACCAUCAUACAUCGAAUUAAUGCCAAUUUAUCUGCAUUCCUGUAUCUACAAGUAGUCAACCGAUGGCUUGCUGUACGGCUAGACUUCAUUGGUGCAUUGGUAGUUCUUAUAGCAGGUAUGACGACACUGGUCGGUGCGUUAACUGGUGGUUUAAGCCCAAGCUUAGUUGGGUUGGCAGUCACAUACACGCUACAGAUUGCAGGUUUCUUGAAUUUCUUCGUAAGAACUGUAGCAGAUCUAGAGAUGAACAUGAACGCAGUGGAACGUAUCAAGUACUACACCAAUGUCGAAAACGAGCCUUAUAAAGGAAAAGACCCCCCGCCAGGUUGGCCAAGACGCGGGAAAAUCCAACUGGACAACAUGUCAGUGCGGUAUGCCCGAGAUACCGACCCAGUAUUGCGUGACGUCACGGUCACGUUUCGGCCCGGUCAUAAGAUUGGCAUUUGUGGACGUACAGGAGCUGGCAAGUCGUCUCUCACAUUGGCUUUACUUCGAGUCAUUGAUAUCUAUAAAGGUCGAGUCUUAAUCGAUGGAGUCGACAUCAAGUCUAUUCCCCUGACGACCCUCAGGAGUGAGAUUAGCAUUAUUCCACAAGAUCCAGUUCUGUUUACUGGAACAAUCAGAAAGAAUCUCGACCCAGUUGGUCAAGUUAGCGAUGAUGAAGAGCUGUGGGGAGCCUUGGGGAUUGCGCAGCUUAGAGACGUCGUGUCAUCUCUCGAUGGAGGUUUGGAUUCGGCUAUCAGUGAAGGUGGUGAGAAUUUCAGUGUUGGUCAGCGGCAGUUAUUCUGUUUAGCUCGUGCCUUCCUCAGGAAGUCUCGUAUCCUCAUCAUGGAUGAAGCCACUGCCUCAAUUGACCUAGAAACGGACAAAGUUCUUCAGAGUGUGGUGACAAACGCCUUCGCUGAACGUACUGUGCUGACCAUAGCGCAUCGCAUUACGACCAUUUUAAACUCAGAUAGAAUUCUCGUACUUAACGAAGGAAGAGUAGCAGAGUAUGGAACGCCAAAUGAUCUCAUGGAGAAAGAGGGUGGAAUAUUUGCCUCAUUUGUCAGAGACAAGGAUGUGUAAUUGGGCCAAAUAGACCGUGCAAGUCGUGCCCGUAUCCAGAAAAGAACGAACGAAGAGUAUCAUUUUCCUGACAAUACAAUCUACCUCCUGACGUUUUCUUGAAAAUAAAAUUACCCAGACCAAUUUGUUACUAUAAACAAUUUUUAGUUUUGAUACAUUUUGGUAAUUUACUUGAAUCAAAAUAAACACAUGGGACGACACGGAUAGCGUUGAGGAAUGGAUUUACUUAAUUCCAGUCAAUAAUGUGUAAUGUAUUAAAUAUUUUUAGUGGCUGAUUUCCUGUAAAAUCAGCUUCGAAUGUUAUUUUGUAAGAAAUGUAUCAGUCCUUCUAUAUGCCUAUUGUUAAAAAAUGUAACUGUCUCUCAACCACUGAUGGGUAACACACAGCUAACUGUCUCUCAACCACUGAUGGGUAACACACAGCUAACUGUCUCUCAACCACUGAUGGGUAACACACAGCUAACUGUCUCUCAACCACUGAUGGGUAACACACAGCUAACUGUCUCUCAACCACUGAUGGGUAACACACAGCUAACUGUCUCUCAACCACUGAUGGGUAACACACAGCUAACUGUCUCUCAACCACUGAUGGGUAACACACAGCUAACUGUCUCUCAACCACUGAUGGGUAACACACAGCUAACUGUCUCUCAACCACUGAUGGGUAACACACAGCUAACUGUCUCUCAACCACUGAUGGGUAACACACAGCUAACUGUCUCUCAACCACUGAUGGGUAACACACAGCUAACUGUCUCUCAACCACUGAUGGGUAACACACAGCUAACUGUCUUUAAUUAAAAAAUUAGUAAAUGUACUUUACACAUAGUUGGUUAUUUGUGAUGGAUAUGCGUGGCAACCUUUUUCCAAAACAAAAUUGAUCACCUUUCCACCGACUUUUGGUGAAUAAUUUAGGUUAGUAUUGGUCAUUUAAAAAUGAUUGAUGGGUAUCAAUGUUUUUAUGAAUAGAUUGAAAUUUCUAUUGGGGAUAAAGAAUAUUAAAUUUGGUUUUACCCAUAUAAUAAUAUACAACGAUGUAUGUUAGCACUGUGUACUUUCCCGAGCUCGGUGGAACAUAA